This is a messenger RNA of Oncorhynchus nerka (sockeye salmon), 3373 nucleotides long. Its product is annotated as collagen alpha-1(XI) chain-like. Lineage: Eukaryota; Metazoa; Chordata; Actinopteri; Salmoniformes; Salmonidae. Gene Ontology annotation, molecular function: extracellular matrix structural constituent conferring tensile strength. The transcript is spliced from 12 exons. Gene Ontology annotation, biological process: extracellular matrix organization. Bases 1 to 1308 code for a protein of 435 amino acids. The record is from RefSeq and is a predicted model, not a curated record.
AUGAAGAAAAUAAAUCCCCCAAAAGAAAAGGCUACUGCAUUGUACACCACACAUGGGACCAAUGGGGUUGAGGGUCUGGUGGGGAAGAAAGGGCCAGUGGGGCCCCAGGGACAUUCAGGGAAGCCUGGCCCAGAGGGCCUCCGAGGGAUCCCAGGCCCCGGGGGUGAGCAAGGGUUAAACGGCCCCCCAGGCCAGACGGGACCCCCUGGACCCAUGGGACCCCCAGGACUGCCAGGUUUGAAAGGAGACCUGGGCAGGAAGGGAGAUAAAGGUCACGAUGGUCUGAUCGGGUGGCCUCCCUGGCCCCACCGGCCCCCAGGACCCCCGGGACUUUCUGGUGCAGUUGGUGAGAGAGGAUCCAAAGGAGAACUGGGCGCCAUCGGACCCCAAGGAGACACUGGCCCCGCCGGAUCCCCUGGACCCCCUGGUCCGCCUGCCACCAUGGUCCAGCCGCUGCCUAUCAGAGACCACGAGGGCCGGAGGAAGAGGAAGAGGCACUCUAGGAUGGUGCAAGGAGGCGCAGCUCCCUACGAGGAGGCAGAGAUGAAGAUGGAUCUGGAGCAGAAGGUGUUCCUGCAGGCAGACCAGCCCAUGCUGGAGGAGGCAGAGGGCAUGGAGGAGGUGUUUGCCUCCCUCACCUCCAUGAAGACAGAGGUAGAGCUGAUGAGGAAGCCCCUGGGGACCUUUGAGAGCCCCGCCCGCACCUGCAAGGAGCUCAUGAUGAUCCAGCAUGGCUACAGAGACGGUGACUACUGGAUCGACCCCAACCAGGGAUGUCACAGGGACUCCAUCAAGGUCUUCUGUAACUUCACCGCUGAGGGAGAGACCUGCCUCUACCCUGACAAGAGGAUUGAAACUGUGAAGCUAGCAGCCUGGAACAAAGAGAAACCAGGGAGCUGGUUCAGCCAAUACAGGAAAGGCAAACAGUUACUGUACAGUGACUCUGAUGGGAACCCGGUCCACGUGGUCCAGCUGACCUUCCUGAAACUGCUGAGUGCCACGGCCAGACAGACCUUCACCUACUCCUGCCAGAACUCUGCCGGCUGGUUCGACAGCACCACCCGCAGCCACCAACACGCCAUACGCUUCCGGGGCAGCAACGACGAGGAGAUGAGCCAGGCCAAGAACCCAUUCAUCCAGGCAAUACACGACGGCUGCCAGUUCCGUAAGGGACAGGAGCGGACAAUCCUGGAGAUCGACUCCCCCAGAGCAGAGCUGCUGCCAGUCAUAGACGUGGCCCCCUCAGACUUUGGAAGCAGCAACCAAAAGUUUGGCUUCCACGUGGGACCAGUAUGUUACAACGGUUAACUAACGUUGUCUCAACCAACCAAGGAAUGACCGGAACUGACCUGCACAACAACUUACCAAUGAAAGAAACUGGACUUCACUGUUGUUUCCACACGCAAUAUUUAUUAUUAUAUGUCCGUAUAUGUGGUGGGUUUGUGGCAUAUGUUAUAUGACUCUCAACAACCAAUGGGACACGAGGUUUCCUUGUUUCUGCGACAAUAACAACCAAUGGCGAGUAGAUGAGCAAAGGCAAGGAGGAACAAAGCAUCAAAGGGAAUUCAUCCAAUUAGAUAUAUUUAAUGUGUAGUGUUUUUCUUUAUCGUCAUUCUUUUCAUCGCUCACCUUCUGAGUGUGCUGUAAUUAGAUCCGCUAGAAGUAGUCUCUUGUUCCACUUGACAACAACCAAUUUAAAAAGACAGGCAGAUCCCUCCCAUGUUGAGGCACAGGGUUAGCCUGUCAUCUGUGGUAUGGGUCAGUUGAGUGGCACUGUCUUUGUCAGGCCUGGGAUGCAGAUGAGACGAGUUGCUACCUGAGGGAUUAUGAUGAAAGUGGAGUGGAAUUGGCAGGAGACACUAUCUGGCAUACUCAUUAGCAUGCCUGGAUUGCAGUAGGAUAAUAUCAGUAUAAGGACAUCAGUUCUUGUUAACUGGUGGUGUACCGCAGUAUCGACGGUUGUAGGAUCUUAAUUUGAGCCAGUUUGCUACAGCAGGAAAAUAAUCAUGCAGCAACAGGAAAUGUGAAUUAUUAUGUGGAUUAUAAUGAAUGGACAUUUUUGUUGGAGUUGCUACAUUUUUCAUAAGGGAAAAGUCUGAAGUCUGAAAUUUCAAAGUAAAAAUUACAAAUACACUACAAGUUUUACAUUUCAAAAUAAAGAUCCUACAUCGGUAGCAUGUCAAUUCCAUACUAGUCUAUUUCAUCUGUCAACAUUCCCUGUGUUAGUUAGAAGGUUGAACAUACUGUAUAAUGGAAAUGAUAUAUUUGCUCAGUGCUUACCCUUCAACUGCAGAUGACUCACUGAAUGACCUUGAGAAGUGCACACAAUACCAUGUUACUAGUAGUCUAUUGAGCCCAAUGGUUACUUGAAUGGAGAAGGUUGCUUUCCUUAUUGGACUGGUUUUCUCUGCACGCCUGUUGAUAAUAUGACUUUCCGGCCUUCCAUGUUUUCAUUUUCUAUUUGUGUCAGUUUGGCGUCCAUUUUGUUACGGAAAACAAGCAUUCUGUAUUCCAGGCCUUAAUGGUUGAGCUGGAGCUGUUUCAGCCCGAGAAUGAGUUUCAGAGCAUGUUGUUCUUAAAGAGGAUAUUAACAGUGUUUUCUCCAGUCCUCUGUUUGUCUGUUACAUCAAGGAGCAUUUCACAUGUUGUUGGUUUCAAGCAUCUUUUAAAAAGUACCAUUAUUAGCCACUGUCCUGUUCUCCACCUCAGUCAUGUAUUUGUUUAUUUGUUUUAUAUGUGAAUUCAUUUUUAUGAUGUAUUUUGUUAUGCUGUGUGGUGCUAAAGAAAAUGUUGUUGUUUUGUGUCAACUACGUUUGUGUUGUUGUGUCUUGAGGCAGGAGGAGAGAGAAAGGGUGCAAGUUAUUGGUGCUGCAAAAGCCGUGCAUGAUGGGUAAGGAAUGCUCUCUGAGCCAGGGAGUAUCAUAUCGUACUGUAGGACUGGACACUACAGUACACACAUUCUAACCUGCUGUAUGGUAGGCAGGUUACAGUACCAGAGGUAGGUUAGGGGUAUGUUCCACGUUUCCGCUUUAAGCGUUAAAACUCCCAAGACAGCCGUUGUUACAACGUAGUGCCUUUACAUCUCUCCAACAUCUCUCCAACAACCUGCAGGCUGGUCUCCCAGCCUGUAUACAUAAACAGUACAGGCAGUUUAUCAGCGUACUCCUCCUCACACUGUCUUUUAGUAUUUAAACAAUUCAGUACAAUAAAAUCCCCCGCCCCGUCCUGCCACACCCUGUGUAUAGUAUCUGUCCUACUCAUUUUAUAUACUGUACAGUUAUUCAAAGGACUUGAGUAUGAUUAAUAAUCUGUUGCCUGAAUGAAAAUGUGUUUGUGAAAAGUGAUAAGCGAAUAAAAAAAACUAUUUUAAAAA